Molecule: messenger RNA, 918 nt
Organism: Cladophialophora carrionii CBS 160.54
Lineage: Eukaryota; Fungi; Ascomycota; Eurotiomycetes; Chaetothyriales; Herpotrichiellaceae
Exons: 1
Coding region: 1-918 (305 amino acids)
Biological process (GO): glutathione metabolic process; hydrogen sulfide metabolic process
Molecular function (GO): sulfur dioxygenase activity
Source: RefSeq, a predicted model, not a curated record
AUGGAUCCAAACGUCCAUACACUGUUCGAACCUGUAACUGGUACAUGGCAAUAUGUCGUCGCGGAUCCAACUUCCAACGAGGCCGUCAUUAUCGACCCUGUCCUCGACUACCACAAGGAGAAGGGGUUAGUGUCAACAAACUCAGCCGAUGAGAUUCUAGACUUGGUGGCAUCUCAAGGCUAUACAGUGUCAAAGGUCUUGGAGACCCAUGCCCAUGCCGACCACCUCACUGCGUCGCGGUAUCUUCAGCACGUUCUUGCCACGCGCCAAUCCGAUCAUCCUCGUCCACAAGUCUGCAUCGGCCAGCGCAUUCGGCAGGUCCAAGCUACCAUGUCCAUGAUAUAUGGUAUCCCUGAGACCGAGCUGGUGGACGCGUUCGAUCAUACCUUUGCAGAUGACGAAACAUUCAGUAUUGGCUCUAUACAGGCUCGCGCCAUUCACCUCCCCGGGCAUACACCAGACCAUAUCGGCUAUGUGAUUGGCUGCAACAUAUUCACUGGGGACUCUAUCUUCAAUCCCGACGUCGGCUCAGCCCGCUGCGACUUCCCCGGGGGCUCUGCUACGGAUCUUUAUCAUUCGAUGCAGAAGCUGCUGGCUUUCCCAGGACACUUCAAGCUAUUCACAGGACAUGACUACCCGCCGGAGAACCGUGACGUGUCCGUGGGCGAGCACACGGCAGGGAGCAAAGCUGUGCCUUUUACAACCGUCGAGACACAAGCGAUGCAGAACAAACAUGUCAAGCGAGGGACUGAGAUGGACGACUUCGUGAAAUGGAGAGCCGAAAGAGACAGUGGUCUUGCUCCACCCAAACUGCUCGCCCAGGCUAUGCAAGUAAAUGUUCGCGGAGGAAGGGUGCCCAAGAGGUCUGAGGGCUUCAGCGAUGUCCGUAUCCCUGAGCAAGUGGCCCUCGUUGUUUGA